Staurois parvus is the source of this 319-nucleotide messenger RNA. The record is from the annotation of a GenBank genome assembly. Lineage: Eukaryota; Metazoa; Chordata; Amphibia; Anura; Ranidae.
GUUUCCGUAAUUGCAAGUAGGAUAAAGGAGUUUGAGAUAAAAAGGUCAUGGACAGAGGUGAGUUUGUUACACACAGAGCGAGCAUUCCAAAGGGCACAGGAAAAGGGGAGGCUGGUUCUAGGAAGAAGAGGAAUAGUAACCAAAUUGGGAUGCCGGGUGUGUUGGUCAAAGGAAAAAGAUGGCUACCCAAUAUUUGGGGAAAUGUCUCCAGAUGUUAGGAGAAGCAGAAGGGUGAGAGGUAAUAUGGGAGUAUGACUUAUAUGGAGGGACAGGUCCCAGUGUCCUGGAGGUUUUCUUAAUAUGUGGGUUCAGAAUUAGC